UCACAAUAGCCAAACAGCUGUUAUUUAUUCUUGUUUUUAAUAAAUGUUGUCAGCUGUUGUUUAUAAUUGGAUUUGGUUUUUUUCUUAAUAUUGGAGUUAAUUUGUUUAUUUAAAUCUAAAAUGGUUAAAAGAGCUGCUGGAUUUGUUAUAUUUCGUCGUUUACGUGAUGAAAUAGAAUACUUACUAUUAAAAGCAUCCUACGGUGAUCAUCAUUGGAGUUCACCGAAAGGUCAUGUUGACCCAGGUGAAGAUGAUUAUACUACUGCUGCUCGUGAGACUAGGGAAGAAGCCGGAUAUACAGAGAAUGAUUUGAUCAUAUAUAAAGACAACCCAAUUUCCCUCAACUACGAGGUUAAAGGUAAACCUAAAGUUGUAAUAUAUUGGCUAGCCGAAUUGAAAAAUCCCUCACAGGAGGCCAUAUUAUCUGAGGAACAUACUGAACUAAAAUGGUUGACUAAAGAUGCAGCUAAAGAAAUUGUAGGCUUCAAAGACAAUCAGGAAAUGAUAGACAGAUUCCAUGAAUUUAUAUUGAGCAAGUCCAAUAAUUAGAUAUAUUUUACGAAAUUAAAUAAACUUUAAAAAUAAACUAUAAAUUUUUAAUACAAA
Messenger RNA from Lucilia sericata (common green bottle fly), 606 nucleotides. RefSeq names its product bis(5'-nucleosyl)-tetraphosphatase [asymmetrical] (gene Apf). NCBI's taxonomy places the organism in Eukaryota, Metazoa, Arthropoda, Insecta, Diptera, Calliphoridae. Bases 121 to 549 code for a protein of 142 amino acids. Gene Ontology annotation, molecular function: bis(5'-nucleosyl)-tetraphosphatase (asymmetrical) activity. Gene Ontology annotation, biological process: AMP biosynthetic process; ATP biosynthetic process. The transcript has 2 exons. The record is from RefSeq and is a predicted model, not a curated record.